AUUGAGGCUCUGGCUGUUUAUUGUUCCUUCUUCAGCGCCGACUGAGGAAAACAGUCAAACCAGCUGACAACCAUCUUUUUCACGCGGUUUCAGGUCGGUUAUACAAAGUUGUGAUAGUUAAGACAGCUGACUCCACGCACCGAGGGCCAUGGCAUACGCUUACCUCUUCAAAUACAUCAUCAUCGGAGACACAGGUGUGGGGAAAUCAUGUCUAUUACUACAGUUCACAGACAAGAGGUUCCAGCCUGUUCAUGAUCUCACCAUUGGUGUGGAGUUUGGAGCGAGGAUGAUCACUAUAGAUGGCAAACAGAUCAAACUGCAGAUCUGGGACACGGCUGGCCAAGAGUCAUUCCGCUCCAUCACCAGGUCUUACUACAGAGGAGCAGCGGGAGCACUGCUAGUUUAUGACAUCACAAGGAGGGACACCUUUAACCACUUGACGACCUGGUUAGAGGAUGCUCGCCAACAUUCCAACUCCAACAUGGUCAUUAUGCUCAUUGGCAACAAGAGUGACCUGGAGUCCCGGAGAGAGGUAAAGAAAGAGGAAGGGGAAGCGUUUGCCAGAGAACAUGGCCUCAUAUUCAUGGAGACCUCAGCCAAGACUGCCUCCAAUGUAGAGGAGGCUUUCAUCAACACAGCCAAGGAGAUUUACGAAAAAAUCCAGGAGGGUGUUUUUGAUAUCAACAAUGAGGCUAAUGGUAUAAAGAUUGGACCCCAGCACCCUACCACCAACUCAACACUGCCCGGUAGCCAGGGGGGGCAGCAUGCUGGGGGUGGCUGCUGCUGAAGCUCCCGGAAAACAGACGACCUCUCCCCCUCUUCUAACCCCUCAGCUGUCCCCCCAGCCCACUCUAUUGGCCCCCUCCAAGGCUCCCUUGCGUUUCUGCAGAACUGUCCAGGCUCACUUCCUGUUGAAGUUGACUGUCCAUUCUGUCAUCCAUCAUUACCCCGCCCCCGUUUACUUAGUUGGUCAUACCUGAGGGUCCCACGAGGUCAACCCUGACAAGUGUGAUGACCGCUUCACCUGCAAACCCUGAGUUUAAAAUUUGACACUAUCCUUGGUUUUUAACGGUUGUCCUUUUUAAAUGACACUUGUUUGGAUGUGGAGGAUGAAAGAUGGUGAUGGUGAGGAGGUUUAGUCCAUCCAUAGUCAAUAAACACAAUGAGACGUGGCUGGCUCUACAGCCUGUACACACACACACACACACACACAUCGCCAUGUUAAAGAAAAGCAUGUAGCACAUUGGCAGCAGGGCAUGCUAGUACAUGUGUGUGUGUGUGUGUGUGUGUGUAGGGAUGAUACAGGCAUUCCAAUGAAGUCAGUCUUUGAAAUCACUAGCCUCUGUUCCUCGAAGGUUGUUUGCCCCUUCCUUCCUUCUCUUUGUCGUCUGCUCCACUUGCAAUGGAAACGUAUUUAAUGAACACUAAACAAAAAUGUGUUUUAAAUUGUCCUGGGCAGAAAAUAAAGGAGUCAAGUGUUG
Dunckerocampus dactyliophorus (ringed pipefish) is the source of this 1481-nucleotide messenger RNA. RefSeq names its product RAB2A, member RAS oncogene family (gene rab2a). NCBI's taxonomy places the organism in Eukaryota, Metazoa, Chordata, Actinopteri, Syngnathiformes, Syngnathidae. Bases 149 to 787 code for a protein of 212 amino acids. Gene Ontology annotation, cellular component: Golgi apparatus. Gene Ontology annotation, molecular function: GTP binding; GTPase activity. The record is from RefSeq and is a predicted model, not a curated record. The transcript is spliced from 8 exons.